Capronia coronata CBS 617.96 is the source of this 1335-nucleotide messenger RNA. RefSeq lists its product as uncharacterized. The transcript has 2 exons. Bases 1 to 1335 code for a protein of 444 amino acids. The record is from RefSeq and is a predicted model, not a curated record. Lineage: Eukaryota; Fungi; Ascomycota; Eurotiomycetes; Chaetothyriales; Herpotrichiellaceae.
AUGCCACCUGUCAUGGAUCUCAUGCGUCGCACACUCGACCCAGCUGAAACAUCAGACGCUUUCCGGUCUCAAUGGAAACACCCUGGUGAUGUUUUCUCCGUCUUGCUGAUCUUAGGCGGUGAUGUAGUCGGUCGUGCUCUCGCUCAACUUGCUGGUACUUCCAUUACCCCCGUGGCAUUCUCCUUUGGAUGGGUGGCAUAUGGGGUUUCCGCGGUUGUCUCUGCAGUCGGGGAAAACAGACUGAUGCCCCUUCCAGACUGUAACUGCCAAGUCAUCAAUGGCAGGUCGGGCUAUGUGCGCGGCAAUACCAGCUGGAUCAUCGGGCGGAUCGUGCGAGAUUUCGACAGCUGGAUGGACGACAGAGUGCGAGCGAAGUUAGACCAGAUCCUUGCAGAUCGCUGGGAGCACGACAAAGCCAAGGUCGUUAAUGUCGAGCCUGGCGCAAACGUGAAGAAGCCCGCCCAAGCUGGUCUCUGCAUAUCGAUCUACAACGCGGGGCAAGCGGUCAAGGGAUACCCUGGCUACGACCUCGUCUACUGGAUGGGCUUUGCCACGACCGUCGUCCAACUCGGCAUCGCUGCCAUUCCCUGCGCCAUCUUCGGCGAUUGGGGUAUCCUUCUGGUUACUGUCGCGGGUAUCCUCCUGUCCUUCGCCACUGGCAGUCUGCCGCAAUGGUGCAAGGAGAAGUGGGCAUGUCGACAGAGGUCUUCGAAGAAUAUUAUUUUGACCAGAGGCAACGGAAGCCAACACGCCAUCGUCGUUCUGGGCAACGGCAAAGGAUUCGAUCUGGAGGACCUUGCCGCCGGUCAGACCAACGUCGAUGUCUCGGCCUCGUGGGGAACCAGGAUCGUGAUGAGUAUUCUGGCGACCCUCUGGAUUCUCUUGCUGCUGACUGCAGCCGGCCUCAAGCGGAACACCUGGUUUCUGCUUGCCAUUGGGGGCGUUGGCAUCGUCCAGAACGUUUUCGUUGCCGGUUACAGAAGGUUCCCAGAAGCAUAUGGGAUUCCACUGACUCUGGAAGACGUCAUUGGUUCCCACAAGGUUAUGGAUGCGCUCUUUGCUGUCGAGGAGAAAUACCCUCAUCUCGGGGCGAGUAUGAGAGACACUUUCUUUCCUGGAAAACUGCGUCCGGAUGAAGAGAGGAGAUGGCAGCAUCUCGCAGUGGAAGCGAAUGCAAAGGCACAUUCGCAACAUGAUGUCCACACUCCGACUAGUGCUGGUGGUGCACUCGGAAAGGCUUUCGAUAGCCAUAGUGGCCGGCGUACUAGCACUACUACCGCGGCUGUAGGCACGGCCUCUGGUAUCAACAGCGACAAGCGACCGGCCACCGGUUGA